Molecule: messenger RNA, 1665 nt
Organism: Aspergillus oryzae RIB40
Lineage: Eukaryota; Fungi; Ascomycota; Eurotiomycetes; Eurotiales; Aspergillaceae
Exons: 8
Coding region: 1-1665 (554 amino acids)
Biological process (GO): transmembrane transport; carbohydrate transport
Cellular component (GO): membrane
Molecular function (GO): carbohydrate:proton symporter activity
Source: RefSeq, a predicted model, not a curated record
AUGACAUUCCUUCAGAGAAUUAUUCGAAAUGACACGGUCAAGUCGGACCCCCCGGAGAUAUAUAAUUUCCGUGUAGUUUUAAUCAGCCUUUCGGCAUGUGGAGCUUCCAUGCUUUUUGGUUUUGACAUGGGUGUCAUCGGAGGCGUCCUAACCAUGAACUCCUUCAAAGAACAAUACGGGCUCAAAGGAAAAGAAGACACCGUUCUAGCAAACCUCGAGUCUAACAUCGUCUCCGUCAUCCAAGCGGGGUCUUUUCUGGGUGCACUAGUCUCCACCUACGUUGCCAAUGCCAUUGGACGCCGCUUGUCACUGAUACUCUCUGCAUUGAUAUUGUUCGUCGGUGUUGCUAUGCAAGCCGGUGCUAGUGGCAUCAUUGGAGUUUUGUAUGCAGGACGGCAAGUAAACCGUUCACUUCAAUCUCUUUCAUUAGCUAAUGUGGUAUAUAGAUUCAUCGGGGGAGUCUCCAUCGGGAUAGCAUCUUCCGUGUGUCCAAUAUAUAUUGCUGAAAAUGCGCCACGCGGCAUCCGAGGGUUAUUGACAGGAUUCUAUCAAUUAACCUUGGUAUUCGGUCUCACGGUGCUGCAGUUAGCGUUCUGGAUCAACUACGGCUGCGAGCGUCACUUAACGGGAAAGGAACAAUUCAUCAUCCCUCUUUCUCUUCAAGCAUUUCCAGCCGUGAUCCUUUUAGUCGGUAUGCUCUUUGCAAACGAGUCACCGAGAUACCUCGCGAUGAAGCGGCCGGAAAGAGCACCACGCGUUCUCGCUACCCUCAGAGGGUUACCGGAAGACCAUUCAUAUGUGAUAGAGGAGUUGAAUAACCUGAGGCGUCAACUGGAAGAGGAGUCGCAGCACUCCGAGUCAUCGAUGUGGUGUCUUCUAAAAGAAUCCUUUUCAAAGAAGUCCUAUCGCCGGCGAUCAAUCCUAUGCAUUACCCUCAUGAUGUGGAGUAACAUGACGGGGACCAACGCCAUGACAUACUACAGUCCAACAAUAUUCGCAAGUGUCGGCCUUGCAUCCUCCUCGGUGGGUCUAUUUGCCACGGGGAUAUACGGUAUCAUCAAAUUUAUAGCCUGUGGCAUCUUUAUCGUGUUCGUAUCGGAUACGCUCGGCCGAAGAAGAUCGUUGUUAUGGACAGGAAUCGUUCAGGGUAUCAUGCUAUUUUACGUCGGCUUUUACGUCCGAUUUGAUACGAUAUCGGAAAACGCCCCUAUCACACCGCAAGGAUACAUUGCCCUGAUCGCCAUAUACCUCUUUGCCGCCGUAUAUCAAUUCGGAUGGGGGCCAGUGGUAUGGUCAUACUGCGCAGAAAUUCCCCCGGCACGCCUUAGGGCCCUGAAUAUGGGCAUGGCCACAGCCUCACAGUGGUUCUUCAAUUUUGUGGUUGCAAAAUCCACGCCGACAAUGUUCGCGACGUUGGGGAAAAAUGGAUACGGGACUUACUUUGUGUACGGGAGUUUCUGUUUCGUGAUGGUGAUAUAUACUUGGUACUUUGUGCCGGAAACUAAAGGGCUAUCAUUGGAAUUUAUGGACGAGCUUUUUGAGCGGGAUACCGUGCGUGGCAAGUUUAUGCCGGCGCGUGAUGUUCAUUACUUGGCGGAUCGGCAAAUAAGGUCUCCGGUUGGUCGGUGUGACGAGGAGAAAUUAGGCGCCGAGGGACACUGGUAA